Molecule: messenger RNA, 2044 nt
Organism: Ilex paraguariensis (yerba mate)
Lineage: Eukaryota; Viridiplantae; Streptophyta; Magnoliopsida; Aquifoliales; Aquifoliaceae
Source: the annotation of a GenBank genome assembly
GAAAAACCAAAAGCGCAAAUGGCUACACUCACCAUUGCGCCAACUACGCUCUGCUUUUUCUCUCCGAUUCCAAACAAAACCUUCGAAUUUUCGUUCCCAAAGACCUCUCUCUCCUUCUUUAAACCUAAUUUCUUGUCUACUACAACCCUUUCUUCCUCAACUCCUUGUUUGAAUUUCAUCCUUUUCAAGAGAUUCAGUCGCGUUUUCUGUAACACCUUCUCCAAUGUUUCCACAAACACGACGCAUUACGAGUUUUAUGAUGAUUCUUCUGAGGUGGAGCUGAGAGUAGGACUCGGAAGCAAAGACAUACACAGUUCUAAAGAUGUAUUUGUAGAUGCAGACGAGAACUCUUUAGCAAUUAGAGUGCAACAUCGUGGAUCUCUCAAGACUCUCAUGGAAAAUAAAUGUUUGUAUGAAAAGAUAAAGCCAGCUGAAACAAUAUGGUACAUAGAUGAGGAUCAGUUGGUUGUUAACCUGAAGAAGCAAGACCCUGAUUUAAAAUGGCCUGACAUUGUUGAGUCCUGGGAAUCCCUUACAGUAGGAGUUAUGCAACUCUUGAAAGGAACAUCAAUCUAUUUAGUUGGGGAUUCAACUGAAAUCAACCAAAAAAUUGCUCGAGAACUAGCCGUCGGUCUUGGGUACACACCACUCAAUACAAAAGAGCUGCUGGAAACAUGUGCAAAGCAAACCAUUGAUUCAUGGGUGAUUGCAGAGGGGUCUGAUACUGUAGCAGAAGCAGAAAGUGCAAUACUGGAGAGCCUCAGUAGUCAUGUUCGUGCUGUUGUUGCAACAUUAGGAGGGCAGCAUGGUGCUGCUGGAAGGGCCGAUAAGUGGCGACAUCUUUAUGCAGGAUUUACGGUCUGGCUGUCACCAUCUGAAGCUACAGAUGAAGAUUCAGCAAAAGAGGAGGCCAGGAAGCACAUCCAAGACGGUGUUCAAGGUUACUCUAAUGCAGACGUGGUAGUCAAGCUUGGGGGUUGGGAUGCCGCCUAUUCUAAAACUGUGGCCCAGGCUUCACUGAGUGCCCUCAAACGCCUGAUUCUGUCAGAUAAGAAGCUUCCAGGUUCCUGCCAUCUCAUUACCAUGUUCAGUUCCUUUUAAGAAAUUUCUAAAAUAAUCACUUGGACAUGGAUAAAUUAGACAAAGUUGAACUUGAAGCCAAUAAUUAAAAGGAUUUUUGUGCUUUCAGUUAUUAAUAGGCUAUCAUAUCGUCUUUUGUGGCCACUCGAAGGGAUGAACUACCUCCUUCCUACCUUAUAUAUGGUUAUGGAUCUAGAAAUUUCCUGAACAACAACUAUUUACCAGAGAUAUAUUUUCUGAAGGUUCUACAGUUGAUUGUUUGGUAAAUGGUUGAAAUUGCUAAUCAUGUCUAUCCCUUACCAAUUGUUAUCUGCAUCAGACAUUAUAAGCAAAUCAUUUUUCACUGAUAAAAUACACGACUUCUGUUCUCCUUAUGGGAAUAAAAGAUGGAACAUGGGGAUGCAUUAGAUGCAUACAUUGAGGUACAGGGUGGAGGUCCAAGCCCCAAGCCCCGACACUGGGAAAGAAGAGAAGAAACAGAGUGGAGGGCGGCUUACAUUAUGGUCAUGAAUGUGGAGUACUAAUAACCUGUUACUGACCAUAAACUCAUUUGCUGUUUUGAAGGUAAAAAGAGUCUAUACAUACGGUUGGGAUGUCGAGGCGAUUGGCCGAACAUCAAACCUCCUGGGUGGGACCCAUCAACUGGAGCUGAUGUAUCUCCUCCCACGUUGUAAGAACUGAUCCUCACACCCCCAAGUUUCAGUAACAGGCAAUUUUUGCUUCUUCCAGUGCCAUUUAGGUAUUUAAACCAUUGCACCACAAGGUAGAAUAUGUAAAUCUGCGAGGUUUUUUUAUUCAAUAUAAGUUUUAUCCAUACCCAUGGUUGCCCUAAGAAAAAAGGUCAUUUUGAUAUGAUAACAGCCUAUUCACAAAGCCACAAGCCAACACAUUGGAAGAGCUUCAAGGUUGAAAUAUUGCAUAUAAUUUGCAAAGUUUUGACAUUAAUACAUGUUAUAUACUUGCU